Messenger RNA from Lodderomyces theae, 375 nucleotides. RefSeq lists its product as uncharacterized. The coding region runs from base 1 to 375 and encodes 124 amino acids. The transcript has a single exon. The record is from RefSeq and is a predicted model, not a curated record. NCBI's taxonomy places the organism in Eukaryota, Fungi, Ascomycota, Pichiomycetes, Serinales, Debaryomycetaceae.
AUGCCAGAAGUAGAAGUAAGUUUCUUCAAUUACUACAAUCAAACGUUGUCGUUAUUGGUGUACAAAAACCCAGAAGCAGUAGUGGAAUCUGUGGCACGCUACGAUUCUGAUCUGUAUCCUAAGUUAAGGUCAACUACAACCAAGGGGUUCUUUGACUGGCUCAGACGAAUGAUUGUCUAUAAACAUAAUAAUUUCAUUCCCGACUCUCUUAUUAGAAGCGUAUUGAUAAAGAAUGCCAGUUUUGUUGAUGAUGAAGCGUUGAAUUUGGGAGUUGAAGUAGUGACCAACCAACCUUUUGGUCUUGUUUGGUAUCCCAUUGACUAUCGGUACUUGCUUCAGUUGGAAAAGCUAGACGCUGUUAAGAAUUGCAGUUAA